Molecule: messenger RNA, 697 nt
Organism: Helianthus annuus (common sunflower)
Lineage: Eukaryota; Viridiplantae; Streptophyta; Magnoliopsida; Asterales; Asteraceae
Product: protein NRT1/ PTR FAMILY 1.1
Exons: 4
Coding region: 53-544 (163 amino acids)
Cellular component (GO): plasma membrane
Source: RefSeq, a predicted model, not a curated record
UCUGUCAACUCCUUUUUAUGUUAACUGAAAUCAACCAAACCAUCAAUCAUCAAUGGAAGAAGAAGACUUGAAUAUUGAAGAUCAACAAACCAAAUCACUUCUUGACACUAAUCAUGAUCACAAGGGUGGUAUGAAAACCAUGCCAUUCAUCAUAGUGAAUGAAGCGUUUGAGAAAGUCGCGAGUUAUGGAUUGUUGCCGAACAUGAUACUCUACCUUACGGAGGUUUAUAACAUGCAAGCAGUAACUGGAGCAACCGUAUUGUACAUCUGGUCAGCGUUUUCGAAUGGGCUCUCACUUUUUGGUGCUUUCGUUUCGGAUUCUUACUUGGGUCCAUUUCGGGUCAUUGCAUUCGGGUCUCUCUCCACCCUUCUUGUACGUAAGUGUCGGGCUCUCAAGGAUUUAAGGCUCGGUGUAAGGAAUGAAUCCGAAGAACAUUCGAUGGAAGCUUAUUACAAUAGUAGACAACUAUCUGAACAUCGGAUUUUCACGAUGAACAAGUCAACGGGAAUUGAGUCGAAGACCAAGGAUUGUACGGGGAUGUGAUCACAUGUUUGAAGUCGUUUGUAAUAUAAUUUUCUUGAUUAUAUAUGAAUGAGAUAAAAGAUUUAAAUUAAGCCGAUUCGAAUGGCUUAUUAACAAGUUGUAUGACUGUUAAGAAAAGAAAUUUUAAGGCUCGUAUUUUCCGCUGCGUCGUUU